AUGAGUGCCUCAACUGCGGCCGAUGAGUUCGCUCGCAUGACUUCGGGUUCAAAAGGAGAGGGUUCCCACCCUCAUCCCGAGGACAUUCUCGAAGCAUCAAAAGGAAAACAUACAGAUUAUUCACACUCAGACAAAGAAAGCAGCAACGGCAGUGCCGGAACCAACAGUGAUUUAGACGAGCUCGACGACAUUGGCAAUUCCUCAGACGACUCUCAUAGAAAAGCAUCCUCAUCCAAGAAAACGACCUAUAUUCAUAAAAAGACAGGCUCUAUUGCCCCUUCCAUCCGACCAGCGUCGAUCAUAGACACAAUGCCUCAGUACAGAUUAGCAUCAUAUGGUGCUGCAAACACCGGCCCAAAGGGUGUCCUGGCAGAUGCUAGGAGUUUUGAAAUUGCAAAGAGAAGGGAGAUGCAGGCUAGACAAGCCAAUACACACGGUUACAAGACUUCGAUUGAUAUUCCCGGAGUCCCAAGUGUCCAGGCUCGUCUAUUAGACGACAGAAUGCGACAGUCAGACAACUCUGACGACGAUGAUGAGUUGAUGCAGGCCUGGAGACAGAGAAGGCUGCAGGAACUUAAGUCAGGACCCAACUUCAACCGUAAGAAGGUUGCCACUGGACGCCGAUAUGGAAAGCUGGAGACCGUCGAUGCCAACGGAUACCUCGAUGCCAUCGAGAAGGUCACAGCAGAUACCGUUGUAGUUGUUCUCAUAUAUGACGAUAGGUCAUCCGAGUCUCAGUUUGUUGAAGACUGUAUUGGUACCCUAGCUAGACGACAUGUUUCCACCGGCUUCGUCAAGCUUCAUUAUACCGAGGCCGAGAUGGACCGAAAGGUUGUUCCUGCUCUUCUCGCAUACAAGGGUGGCGAACUUAUCGCCAACCUUCCUCGUAUCGUCGACGAGAUCCCUACCGGACGCCCAUUGAGCUCCGAGAGCUUAGAGACUGUCCUGAGAAGACACAAUGCUUUGACUAGCAGCAAUAGAGACAACACUAUCACGAGUUCUUCUGCUUCCGCCUCCGCAGCCGGUUCGCGCACAUCUCUCUACAACUGGGAUGAAGACUAA
Orbilia oligospora ATCC 24927 is the source of this 1062-nucleotide messenger RNA. RefSeq lists its product as uncharacterized. The transcript has 3 exons. Lineage: Eukaryota; Fungi; Ascomycota; Orbiliomycetes; Orbiliales; Orbiliaceae. The coding region runs from base 1 to 1062 and encodes 353 amino acids. The record is from RefSeq and is a predicted model, not a curated record. Gene Ontology annotation, biological process: regulation of G protein-coupled receptor signaling pathway.